Messenger RNA from Lithohypha guttulata, 2556 nucleotides. RefSeq lists its product as uncharacterized. Gene Ontology annotation, molecular function: mRNA binding. The coding region runs from base 1 to 2556 and encodes 851 amino acids. The record is from RefSeq and is a predicted model, not a curated record. Gene Ontology annotation, biological process: mRNA splicing, via spliceosome. The transcript has a single exon. Lineage: Eukaryota; Fungi; Ascomycota; Eurotiomycetes; Chaetothyriales; Trichomeriaceae. Gene Ontology annotation, cellular component: cytoplasmic stress granule.
AUGCAAAACCAACAAUCUUCGAACGGUGCAUAUGGUGAUCGAUACUCCAAUUCGAGGUUUGGUCAAGAUACUACAGGCUUCUCACAUGGAGCGUUCGCCUCCAAUAACGCGUUAUACCAUGGCUUCAAUAGUGCCAGAAAGAACACUAUUUCUACUAUAGAUACAAACCCGAAGAUGAAUCAUGAUUUUAGUCCCACUGGUAACACUCCUGGAACCGCAUACGAGAUGAAUUAUACUCCUCUGCUGCCAUCGGGCCUCCUCCUGGGCAGUCCAUUCCAACCUGGCUCACCUGGUGUGUUCGGUUCACCUCAGUUUGCGAGCCUGAGCAGAUUUCCGCAGUCGACCAAUGCUCCUCAUCAGCAGACGCAAUCGUAUCAACAGAACCGACAAGCUCAUUUAGGAAGCCCUGUACAGAGCAAUGUUAGCGCCAUGUCCCCUACCCUUUUCCAGAACAUGGUCAACGCUGAAGCCUUCACGCCUCAGUCACCCAAUGCUUUCGCGAACAUGGGCAACCAGACGUUCAACCAAUACCAGCCGUUAAUGCCAAUGAACCAGAGCUGGAUGAUGUCCACUAGCAGGACUGUAUACCUAGGCAAUAUUCCUGCUGAUACCUCUGCUGAAGAGAUUCUCAACCAUGUCCGAAGUGGUCAGAUUGAAUCUGUCAGACUCCUUCCUGACAAGAACUGCGCCUUCAUAUCUUUCCUUGAUAGUAGUUCCGCCACCCACUUUCACUCGGAUGCAAUCCUGAAGAAGCUUAAUAUAAGAGGCCACGAUAUCAAGAUUGGUUGGGGAAAGCCUUCACAGGUUCCCACCUCUGUCGCUCUUGCUGCUCAGCAAUCAGGAGCUUCGCGAAAUGUCUACCUUGGCAACCUGCCAGAGGACAUUACGGAGGAGGAACUUCGUGCUGAUCUAAGCAAGUUCGGUCCUAUAGAUACAGUCAAGAUGGUUUCAGAGAAAGCCAUCGCUUUUGUUCAUUUCCUCUCGAUUGGUAAUGCCGUCAAAGCAGUUGCCCAGCUGCCACAAGACCCCAAGUGGCAACCUCCGCGCAGGGUGUUCUAUGGCAAAGAUCGAUGCGCCUACGUUUCCAAAACGCAGCAGCAAAACGCAGCGCAGUUCCUUGGCAUCGCGCCUGGAUAUGCUCAUGUCCUCAAUGGUGCCGAUCGCGACCUCAUCUCCAAUGCACUUGCACAGCAGUCGGUAGCGGCAGCUGCUGUCGCAACUACAGCCGGCGGUGUCAACAAUCUGGGCAAUCGGACUGUAUAUCUCGGAAACAUUCACCCCGAAACCACGAUCGAAGAAAUUUGCAACGUGGUCAGAGGAGGAUUACUACACCAUAUUCGAUACAUCCCAGACAAGCACAUCUGUUUCGUAACCUUCAUCGAUCCCACAUCAGCUGCUUCCUUUUACGCCCUGAGCAACUUGCAAGGUCUGAUGAUUCACAAUCGUAGGUUGAAAAUCGGAUGGGGCAAACAUUCUGGAGCUCUUCCUCCAGCUAUUGCAUUGGCAGUGAGUGGGGGUGCCUCUCGAAAUGUAUACAUUGGCAAUCUCGAUGAGGCAUGGACGGAAGACCGCUUACGGCAGGACUUUGCUGAGUAUGGAGAAAUUGAGUUGGUCAACACACUACGUGAGAAGAGCUGUGCAUUUGUUAACUUUACAAACAUUGCAAAUGCCAUCAAGGCGAUUGAGGCAAUCAGAAGUCGGGACGAGUACAAGAGGUUCAAGAUCAAUUUUGGCAAGGAUCGCUGUGGUAACCCUCCUCGACAGAAUCUCAACAACAAUGCCAAUGGACAACAGGCUCGCCUGGGCAGCCUCGACGGCACUUCUCCGGCGGGCCUCAACGGCGUUGAUGCAGGCAUAUCAAAUGCAGGCUCAAGUCCGACAAGGUCGAUGGCACCUGUAGGUUCUAGAGCAAAUGGUAUUCAUCGUCCUCAACAGCAAUCAGGCAUUGCCGGACCGACCCCAUCUGCCAUAUUGAACCAAGGAGGUAACAAUCCAUUGACCAUGUACUUGAACCAGGUAUCACAGCAGCAAUCACAGAUGGCACACGACGCUCGUGAAGACGAUCUAGCUUUCAGCACUCUGCGUCAGCAGCAGAAUCAGGCUCUCGCGAGUCAACACGCUGCGAUAUAUGGCGAGAUACCUAACGGCCACACUGGACUUGAUCAUGCGAGAUCUUCAUCUCAUGUCCCUAGACAGAGCAGUAUCAGCAGCGGUUUUGGUAUGAACAGCACUUCGAUCGAUAAUAUUGGUGCGUCGACUACUGUUGGUGGACUCCUAGCACCCACCAAUACUGGUCUCGGCGCCAGCAGAGGAGCACACUCCCGCGCUGUGUCACUUCCUGCGUUUUCUCAAGAAUUUGGAGGACAACAGUCCAGUCAGAAUCUCAGCAUCUCAAGACCCUUUGGAGGUCACGCACCACAAGGCAGUUUUGGUGGAUUUGGUUCGGCGUUCAACACCAACUAUGGGACGUCUACGUUCAGUGGUCUUGGCUUGAUUAACAAUGACGGGAGAGGGGGCCUUUCAGGAUGGCUCGAAGAAGAGAUAGGUGCCAAGUGA